Molecule: messenger RNA, 2812 nt
Organism: Dalotia coriaria
Lineage: Eukaryota; Metazoa; Arthropoda; Insecta; Coleoptera; Staphylinidae
Product: O-glucosyltransferase rumi homolog
Exons: 3
Coding region: 152-1369 (405 amino acids)
Biological process (GO): protein O-linked glycosylation; positive regulation of Notch signaling pathway
Cellular component (GO): endomembrane system
Molecular function (GO): UDP-glucosyltransferase activity; UDP-xylosyltransferase activity
Source: RefSeq, a predicted model, not a curated record
GCGCCUGGCGUCGAGUGAAAAAUCGAUUCGAAGACGCUCUUUUAUGAACUCCCAAGCUAGUUAACAACCGAACUGUACCUUGAUUCCCCCUCCCAGUGUCACAUCCAGUCGCGCAUCGCGAGUUGGUUGGGUUCAUGAGAAUGAGUUCAUCAUGAGCUCUUUUUACGUUUGGAAUUUGGUAUUUCUUUUAGUUUGUGUUUUCGGUAUCGUUUCGUGUAAUAGGGAGCAGUGUGUCGCUAAGAACGGUAACAAAUGUAAGAGCGAAAACAACGAAAGUAAUAAAUAUUCAAAAGAGAGUAACGAACGAUACAGUUUUUAUUUAAAUAAAAUUACUGAAGCAAAAGCCAAUUAUCAUCCAUGUGAAGCUACAAAAUGUAAUUGUCACUCAAAAGUGAUCACGCAUGAUUUAAAACCAUUCAAAGGUGGCAUAUCGAAAGAAUUAAUUGAUUCUGUAAGGGAAAAGGGUACAAGAUAUCAAAUAAUGAAUGGAAAGAUAUACAGAGACAAAAACUGCAUGUUCCCAGCAAGAUGCUUGGGAAUCGAACACUUCUUGUUUGAAAUAUUGCCUAAACUACCAAACAUGGAGUUUGUGAUAAAUACGAGAGACUGGCCACAAAUCAAUAAAAAUUAUGGAUUGUUUGGGCCUGUAUUCUCUUUCAGCAAAACUUCAGAGUUUUACGAUAUCAUGUAUCCUGCCUGGGCAUUUUGGGAAGGUGGUCCGGCUAUUUCACUCUUUCCUAGGGGCAUUGGUAGAUGGGACUUGCUCAGGGAACAGUUGGGAAAAGAAGCUAACAAGACAUAUUGGGAGCAGAAAGAGACAAAGGCAUUUUUUAGAGGUUCUCGAACCUCAAGUGAACGCGACACUUUGAUUCUGCUUUCUCGAGAACAUCCAGAUUUAGUGGAUGCUCAAUACACUAAAAAUCAAGCGUGGAAAUCCGAUGCCGAUACUCUUCAUGCACCGCCAGCCAAGGAAGUAUCUUUUAACCAACAUUGUAACUAUAAAUAUUUGUUCAAUUUCCGUGGAGUUGCGGCGAGUUUUCGAUUCAAGCAUGUUUUGCUGUGUAAGUCGCUGGUAUUUCACGUCGGUGACGAAUGGCUUGAAUUUUUCUAUCCGUCCUUAAAGCCAUGGGUCCACUAUAUUCCUGUAGAUCCUAAGUCAACAAUGAAAACAUUAAAAGAGCUUAUCGAAUUUGUCAGGGAGCACGACGAAUUAGCUAAGGAGAUUGCCGAAAACGGUUUUAACAUGAUAUGGAACCAUUUGCGCAUGAAAGAUGUCAAUUGUUUCUGGCACAAACUACUUAGGAAAUACGCCAAGCUAUUGACAUAUAAAGUGGAGCGAAACGAUGAACUGAUUGAAAUUUGGCAUUAGACAAAUUCUAAACGCAUAGAUCGCUAUACACAAGUACUUAAUGGAAAAUAUCUCAAAGCGUAUUUUAAAUAUUUCGGGAUUAUAUUCUUUAGAGCUAUUAUAUUGGCUUGUGAUUGUCCCGUAAAUGAAAAUUAACUUAUACUCUAAUCAAAUUACAAUGACAAUAACUACACAUUCAUCUUCGAUGAAAUCUGUCGAAAUGAAGCAACAAUCUAUUAGCUGUUGAGUAAAUGUGAUAAAUGUUCUGUAAUAUGAGAUGACAAUAAUGCAAACAAUAAUUAGUUUUAAGAAAAUCUUGAACAACGUAUACACACACAAAGAAGUUAUAUGUAUUUCAGUGAAUAUCGACUUUUAAAGUUUUUACCCAUUUACGAAGAUUAUACGUGACUAUGACAAUAAUUGUUUCAAAUGAAACGACAUCAAUACGUCCGUAAAAUAUUAUAAUCACAUCAUUUCUAACAAUCAUCUCAAUGAGAAUUAAAAUGUAUGAUCACAAUAUUGAGCAUAUCUAGCUAAAUAUCAAAAAUAAACUUUGAGUCAAAUAUCAAAUCAAUAAAAAAACGUAGGAUAGGAAAUAGGAAAUAACGAUAGUUUGAUGAAGUAAAAGUAUGCUAAUUACUGCAGAAUACCUAAUCUAUGAACCUUCUAAGCUUGGCUUGUAUGUUGUGAUAUUUUAAAGUUUCUAUUAUACCCCUUUGAAUGUCUAUUUAUAAUCGUAAAUGUUGUAUUUGUUAUCAUGUAAUCGUUGAUGUUAGAGAUUAUAGGGUUUUGAUGUUCGAUGUUUUAGAAGACAAACAUUGAAUUGUAGAAUAUAGGAACUAUUACGUCUCUAGAAUCAAUCAAAAUGAUAUCCCAAGAAAAUAAGUUUCAAAACUUGUUACUACCAAAGUAAAGCAAGACACAGUUGCUUAUUAAUUAUCACCUAAUAAGAUGAAAUAUAAAUUUUGAUGUAAUUGCAUAUCUAGAGUAUUAGCCAAAUAAUUAAUGUGUGAAGCCUCAUAAUCAAUGUUGGUGUAUUCAACUCUUAGCACGUUGACACAUAUUAGUAGAAAGAUAUAUACUCAAUAAUUGAAAUUAAUGGAUCUAUUAGUAAACUAUCCUAUUACUGUGAAUUGAUUGUUGAGCAAUUUGUUCCUUAUAAUGCACAUUCCAGGUUUGAUUGUACUAUUUUUGUACUAUUGUAUUAUUUUUAGAAAAUGAAACUUGUUUGUGCAAUGCAAGCAACACAUUUCUCUUUAAAUAAUACAAUAAUGCCCUUGUUAAUAUAUUGUUGACAUUUUCUUCAGUAUAAUCCCAUUUUAAACUAUUACACAAGAAUAUUUGUUACAGUUGAGAUAAUGCUAUAGAAAAUCAAUUAUUAAGUUUUUAUGUAUUCUAAAGUUUCAGUUAGCUUUUACCAUUUUAACUAACUGUAAUGCUCGAAAAUAAAUUAAUCAAUGUGUA